Messenger RNA from Trichophyton benhamiae CBS 112371, 3165 nucleotides. RefSeq lists its product as uncharacterized. Bases 1 to 3165 code for a protein of 1054 amino acids. Gene Ontology annotation, molecular function: alpha,alpha-trehalase activity; carbohydrate binding. Lineage: Eukaryota; Fungi; Ascomycota; Eurotiomycetes; Onygenales; Arthrodermataceae. Gene Ontology annotation, biological process: trehalose catabolic process. The record is from RefSeq and is a predicted model, not a curated record. The transcript has 4 exons. Gene Ontology annotation, cellular component: fungal-type cell wall.
AUGAAACAACCGAAUAUCAAUCUUGCUGCAUGCAUACUGUGGUUGCUGUCAAUAAUAACCGCAGUUGCAGCUGAGACUGACGCUGAGAGGAAUACUGGCGUAUUUGCCCGGAAUUCAGCAGCGAGAAACAGAAGCCCCGGCAAUGAGCCGCCCGGUUAUGCAACCAGGUUCAAAGGUGUCACCUGGGAUGUUGCAAACUGGAGGCUGACGACCACAGAGCUUGACCAAGGCCACUACCAGUCCCGAGGAUCUGUUGCAAACGGAUACCUGGGUAUCAACGUUGCUGCUGUCGGGCCGUUCUUUGAGCUCGACAUCCCCGUAUCUGGCGAUGUGAUCAACGGGUGGCCGGUAUUUUCGCGCAGACAGACAUUUGCUACUAUCUCCGAUUUCUACAGCUUCCAGCGGAGUAUCAAUGCAACGAACUUCCCGUGGCUGGACAAGUAUGGAGGCGAUCUCAUCAGCGGUGUUCCGCACUGGUCUGGUUUGAUCUUAGACCUUGGUGAUGGCAACUUUCUCGACGCCACUGUCAAGAAUUCAACCAUCUCCAACUUCUCCUCCACGCUUGACAUGAAAGGAGGAAUUCUCACCUGGCAGUAUACCUGGAGUCCAGAGAAGCACAAUGGAACAUACGAUAUCUUCUACCAGCUGGUUGCUCAUAAACUCCAUGUCAACCAAGCCCUCGUGCGCUUGGAGAUCACUCCAUCCAGAGAUGGAAAUGUGAGCGUGGUCAACGUUAUCGACGGGUACUCUGCGGUUAGGACUGAUUUUAAAGGCUCAGGCCAAGAUGGAAGUGCCAUCUACACUUCUGUCAACCCUGAGGGCAUCAGCAAUGUCACUGCUUUCAUCUAUGCUGAACUGUCUGGUACUGAAGGCGUAGACUUAUCUUCGUCUUCACUGGUGGAUGAUAAGCCAUAUAUUCAUAUGAAUGGAUCUACAAUCGCCCAAAGUGUGAAUGUGAAACUGCGCGCAGGACAGACUACAAAGAUAGACAAGUUUGUCGGCGCUGCAUCUACGGACGGAUUCAAAAAUCCCCGACAGGCCGCCAAAGAAGCUUCGGCAAGGGCGCUGCGGACAGGCUACGAAGAGAGCCUGAAGUCCCACAUCGCUGAAUGGGCUACUGUCUUUCCCAGUGACUCUACAGAGGACUACACGAUACCCGGGAAGAAAUGGCUGCCACUCGACCACCAUAUCAUCGAGGCUUCCAUUGUGUCCGUGGUGAAUCCUUACUAUCUGCUGCAAUCAACUGUCAGCAACAAUGCUCUGGCCGCCGUAAAGAACGCGCCCCUUAACCGCGGUAGUAUCGCUGUCGGUGGACUGACUUCUGAUUCCUAUGGCGGGUUGGUGUUCUGGGAUGCGGAUAUAUGGAUGCAACCUGGUCUUGUGGUAGCUUUCCCCGAAGCAUCACAGAUAUUCUCCAACUAUCGAGUCGACAAGUACGGCCAGGCUUUGAGAAAUGCUCAGACACAGCAUCUCUCCUCCAAGAACGAUACCUAUUUCUCCCCAGAUGCUGCAGUAUAUCCCUGGACGAGCGGCAGAUUUGCCAACUGUACUGCUACAGGCCCGUGUUUUGACUACCAGUAUCAUUUGAACGGUGACAUUGGGAUGCAAAUUGUCAACAACUGGGUAACCACUGGCGACACUGAACACUUCAAGUCGAAGCUCUUCCCAGUGUACAACUCUAUUGCUACCUUCUUUUCCCAGCUGGUAGAGAAGAAUGGAACGAAAUGGACAGUAACCAACAUGACAGACCCGGACGAAUAUGCUAACUUGGUUGACGGGGGUGGGUAUACAAUGCCUCUGAUUGCAACCACCUUGAAAUACGCCAACCAGUUCCGGGAAAUGUUUGGCAUUGGAGCGAACCAGACCUGGAAUGAGAUAGCACAAAAUGUGCAAGUAUCUAGAGAUCAAGCUUCUCAAAUCACGUUGGAAUAUACGACUAUGAAUGGAAGCACGCAGGUGAAGCAGGCAGACAUCGUCCUAAACACCUUCCCACUGCACUAUACCGAGGACUACACACAUGAUAAUGCCCUCCGUGACCUAGACUAUUAUGCGGCAAAACAAUCACCAAACGGACCAGCAAUGACAUAUGCCAUCUUCUCCAUCGUUGCCAACGAGGUAUCUCCCUCGGGCUGCUCAGCGUAUACCUAUGGGCAAUAUUCGUUUAGCCCGUAUGUUCGAGCCCCCUUCUUCCAGUUCUCGGAGCAACUGAUGGAUGACUGGUCUAUCAACGGAGGAACCCACCCAGCGUAUCCAUUCCUUACAGGCAAUGGCGGAGCCAACCAGGUUGCGGUGUUUGGCUACCUGGGUCUACGCCUGAUACCCGACGGGAUACUGCACUUGAACCCUAACCUGCCUCCUCAAAUCCCCCAUUUACGGUAUAGAACAUUUUACUGGCACGGCUGGCCGCUUGAGGCCAGCGCCAACUACACGCAGACCACGAUCCAGCGAGCCACUAACCGACGACCGCUCACCAGUGCUGAUCCAAAGUACGCCAGUGCCCCUAUUACCGUGCAUGUCGGGCCAGCAAACAACAUUACGGUGUACUCGCUGCCUCCAAGCGGACAGCUGGUUAUUCCCAACCGCCAAAUUGGCUCCAUCAGCACUGUUCCAGGCAACCUCGUGCAGUGCCAGCCGGUCUUCUCCCCCAACGAGUUCGCUCCCGGACAAUUCCCCAUCUCGGCUGUCGAUGGGGCAGCCUCGACUAAGUGGCAGCCUCGACGUGCAAGCUCAACCUCGUCGCUAACAGUCACGUUACCGGACCAUGCUUCCUCUGCAACCAUUUCCGGCUUCGCGUUUGACUGGGCCCAGGCACCACCUGUCAGCGCGAAAGUUGUACUACACGACGAACCACUGCACCCGGUGACGGAUCCUGAGAAUGGCGACGCCAGUGGCUCUUCGCCCACCACGCCCGCCAGUUCUGUGACCGUGUGGGAAUCAGCCAAGGUUCCACUGUCCGAUCCGUAUGACCCGAUCAAGAUCGAUCUCAACAUGAUUAUGUCUUACAAGGGGAACACCACGAACGUGACGCUGCCGUCGACUGUGCCAGCCACGAAGUUUGCAACUCUUCUGAUCAGGGGCAACCAGGCCCUGGGUCCCGUGGAGGUCAGAGCCGGUAACGGAACCGGUGCAACAGUCGCAGAGUGGUCUAUCGUGCGGUCUUCUUGA